AUGUCUAGCGAACCUCUCCUCUCCCCUUCCUCUCACCGUCACAGCUCCGAUAUGCAAACCAAACUCGAUCAGGACCCAAACCAAGAGCUCGAAUUUAUCGACGGCCGCCACCAUAUCCAUCCUGGAUCCAAGCCUACUCCAGAAGAUGAUCCUUCCGCCCCUUCCCAAUAUGUUGGCUCACGCCGUCAACGCGUCUCGGAUCUCUGGACAAUCCUCUGUUCUGGCUGCGCACUCAUUAGCGAUGGUUACGCCAACAGUCUCAUGACCCUCAUCAACGUCGUUCUGCGUGUCCAAUACCCCCAAGAGUUCACCUCCAAUGUCAGCACACGCGUUUCAAAUGCCCUCCUAAUCGGAGAGAUCUUAGGUCAAAUCACAAUCGGUUUGACCUGUGAUUAUCUGGGUCGCAAGUUCGCCAUCAUUCUGACCUCGAGCAUGAUCAUUCUCGGUCUUGCCAUGUCCGCUGGGGCAAGCGGCACCACUGUUGAAGGCUUGCUAUGGAUGCUAACCGUCGCUCGAGGAGUCACCGGUUACGGCACAGGCGGAGAAUAUCCUGCCUCAGGAAGCUCAGCAUCAGAGGCUGCCAAUGCAUAUACACUUCACCGUCGAGGCACCGUCUUUAUCCUGGUGACAAACCUGCCCUUGACCUUUGGAGUCCCUCUUGCCUCUUCCAUCUUCCUCAUCGUCCUCUUUGCAGCCACCAUGGACCAUCCAUCCACUGUCUGGCGUGUGUGCUUUGGUGUCGGCAUCAUCUUCCCUCUCAGCAUCUUCUACUGGAGGGUCAAGAUGAUCAAUUCUAAGCUGUACCGUCGAGGUGCGAUCAGACGAAAAGUCCCAUAUGGUCUUGUGGUGAGAUGUUAUUGGAAAUCUUUGAUUGGUACCUGUGGCGCCUGGUUUCUCUACGACUUUGUCACCAUCCCCAACGCCGUUUUUAGCGGAGGAAUCAUCUCCGCAAUUGUCCCCGACAAGAGCGUCAAGGCUACUGCAGAAUGGCAGCUGCUGCUCGGAACCAUAGCUUUACCUGGAGUCAUAGUUGGAGCUUUACUGUGCGAUAUCCUUUCUCGGAAACAGCUCAUGAUCAUUGGCUUUGGAGGAUACCUCAUCUUGGGGCUUGUCAUCGGCUGCGCCUACGAGCAAAUUUCGGGAAUCCUACCCCUCUUUGUCGUGCUUUACGGGGUCAUGCUGUCCAUGGGCAAUUUUGGACCUGGAAACAUGGUCGGCCUCGUCAGCAGUGAGAGCUAUGCGACCGCAGUCCGGGGCACUUGCUAUGGCCUGUCUUCCGCGAUGGGUAAAGCUGGAGCAGCUGUCGGUACUCAGGCAUUCCUGCCUAUCGAGAACAACCUCGGUGUACGUUGGACCUUCAUCAUUGCCGCAAUUGUAGGAGUCAUAGGCAUUAUCGUCACUUGGGUCUUUGUUCCUAGCUUGACCGGCGACGACUUGGCCAUUGAAGAUGAACGGUUCAGGUCUUAUCUUGUUAGGCACGGCUGGCAAGGGGUGAUGGGAGAGGAGGAUCUGAAAGACCAGGCAGAUGCUGGUAUUCCGGAAGUUCUGAGAUGA
Molecule: messenger RNA, 1554 nt
Organism: Exophiala mesophila
Lineage: Eukaryota; Fungi; Ascomycota; Eurotiomycetes; Chaetothyriales; Herpotrichiellaceae
Exons: 2
Coding region: 1-1554 (517 amino acids)
Biological process (GO): transmembrane transport; carboxylic acid transport
Cellular component (GO): plasma membrane
Molecular function (GO): carboxylic acid transmembrane transporter activity
Source: RefSeq, a predicted model, not a curated record